AUGCGAUUAAAAUCAGUUUCUACACAAUUAUAUCGCUAUUACACAUCUAGUUUUCUCUGGAAAUUCUCAAACUAUCCUAGUAGAUGUUUGUGUACGUACCCAUCGAGUAUUCGCAGAGUCCUUUGGAGUUUGGACACAAUCCAGCCUAAAAACUUUUUUUGUUCAGAUACUGUAACUAACCCACAGUCAACAUUGCCAGUUUCUGUCACAUCAGAUAACUCUGAAUUGUCAGGUGAUCAAGAUGAAAUUAAAGGAAAGAUGUACAUUGAAUUCACAUGCAAGAAGUGCACUACUCGAUCAAGUAAAUAUUUUUCUAAGUUGGCUUAUGAAAAAGGCAUAGUUAUAAUUCGUUGUGAUGGGUGCCAAAGUUUGCAUCUAAUUGCUGAUAACCUGGGAUGGAUUAAAGACAAACAUUGGAAAUUAGAGGAUUGCACAGAAACCACUGCGGUCGAGUUGAUUAAACUUUACUUAUGUAAAUCUGUAAUAACGCACCGUCCAACCAGAUCAGUCUCCUCAGUCAAUGUAUCUUGA
Schistosoma mattheei is the source of this 531-nucleotide messenger RNA. Lineage: Eukaryota; Metazoa; Platyhelminthes; Trematoda; Strigeidida; Schistosomatidae. The record is from the annotation of a GenBank genome assembly.